AUGCAGGACUCCAAAAGCAACAUCAUGUUCCGUAAAACCCGAGCUUACAAUGGCCGCAACGACAGCUCAAUAGAUUCUGACUUUUCCCAAGAACAAGCCAAGUACGACCAGCAGCGCCAGCGUCGUCAAGAAACCGAAGAGCAGCGAAGGGUCAUGCUAUUUGGCAGUUCUGAAGAAAAAGCUGCCCAUCAGUCCAAAGUGAAACAAGAUGCAAAUCUUCAGCUAAUGAUGAGAGAACAGCAAGAAAAAGAGCGUCGCGACAGACAGAGAAGAGAAGACCAAAGGGUAGAAGAGCACAGGCAGAUGAUGGACGACAUGUAUAACCAAAGAGAAAGAGAACGCAGAGAAAAAAUGCGACAAAUGCAAGAAGAAAAUAGGAUGGCAAUCAUGGCAAAGAACUCAGAAAGCCUUUAUAGAAAAGUGAACCAAGAUAGGCAGGAUAAGGACUCAAUCAAUAGCAAUAUCAGCAACUACCAGCCUAACGUAUUUUAA
Molecule: messenger RNA, 492 nt
Organism: Blepharisma stoltei
Lineage: Eukaryota; Ciliophora; Heterotrichea; Heterotrichida; Blepharismidae
Source: the annotation of a GenBank genome assembly